AUGCCUCUGCGCUCUCUCCGCCCGAACCGCAGCGAACGAGACCUCAAGCGGCGGAGCACCCUCGAUCCGGCGGGCCUCUUCAGGCGCGCCGACAAGGACUCGCACUUUGCAAAGUCCACCGACAACCUCGACUCUACUACUCGCAUCGCAGCCUCGGAAGAUGGCUACCGCCCAACUUCGUCCGACAUGGCGCGGCCCUCAACCGGCCACGACGCUGACUCCCCACCUUCUCCGCCUGUACAGGAGCACACGCCCAACACCAGGCGCUUCAGUCUGAUGCGCUUCCGCCAUGCCUCGGACUCGCAGCUCUCCACCAGGGCAAAGGAGCAGGCCGGCAACCAUGGCCAUGACCAGGACAAUGCUCCGCCCGUCCCUGCUGUGCCUGCAACCCCCGCGACGCCCGCCAUCAUCACCACCGCACCCACCGUGACGGACCACGAGGACUAUGCCAAGCCCACGCCCAAGAGGAGCCGCAUGCAGCAACUUGCGCUGCGACGACGCUCCUUCGACCCUAGCCUAGCCGACAAGCCCACCACUUUGCGCAAGUCCAUGGAGCGAAAGCGGCGACCCCUCGGCUUUGGAAAGGGCAAUGGCAAUGUUCACGACGACCAGAACGAGCACCCGCUACCAUGCAGGCAGCGCCUUCCAGAUGUGCUUGCAGACCCACGUGAAUCAGUCGAAAGCACAAACUCCUUGGCCCCUCCUGCUACUAGAGCAUCCGAAUCCUCCAGGUCAGACGGAAGCUCCGGCGGCCACGUCUCCUUCGAAAACCCCCAGCGACCCAGCCACCCGGCUCGGACGGGUACCGGCCGCUUCACCUUUGGCCGCCGGAAGCAACGGGCAUCGUUAUUCCCCCUCCCCAUGAAGGUCGAGCCUCCACAGUUCCCCGACACCGCACCUGCCACCCCACGUGCCUCGACCGGGGCAAGGAGUACGGCCUCGAAUCAACACUCGCCACCAGGAAGUCCGCCGCUGACUGCGCGCCGUGUCGACCAUGGGGAUUCAGGGGCACAGACGCCGCCAAUCCCUCUUGCAUCGCAAGUUGCUCUAGCUGCUGGUGCUUUGAAUUUGGCCUCACCCGGUUCAGGCACUCUCCUUCGCAACGAUUCGUACAGAUCAUCUCGCUCGGCCCACUCCUCGGGAAACAACAACGGUGCUGCUCGCUUAGGGCUCCGAGGACGCUCAUCGACAAUGGGUUCAUUAGACGCGCGAUCUGAGGACGCUGGAUCUCCCACACCACCCGGAGGUCCCAGUGGCAGGACUUCAAUAUCGACUGCUGGAAGAAGUAGUUUCAGCAAUCUUUUUGGCCUCGGAUCGAGAUUUCGACAGAACUCUGAGCCACAUUCGCCUCGACAUGGCGCAUCUGCUCACGGCUUCUUAGGAAACUCUGCCCUGUCCUCCCAUCAAAACUCAAUGAACAUUAGUCGAGAAACAUUGAUCCUACCGGAGCGCGAAGAGGGCGAGACCCCAGGAAGAUAUCUGGAACGAAUCGAAGCAAACAAUUUUGACAAAAGCGUUGUCGCCAGUUACCUCAGCAAGACUGAUGACCCUUUUUUGCUUGCGGUAUUGCGAAGCUACAUGCGCAAGUUUGCUUUCUUCGGUGACCCCAUUGACAUGGCUAUUCGCAAGUUGCUCAUGCAGGUCGAGCUGCCCAGGGAGGCGCAGCAGAUUGACCGUGUUCUUCAGGGCUUCGCUGACCGCUAUCAUGAGUGCAACCCCGGCAUUUACAUCAAUACAGACAAAGCAUACUUUAUAUCCUUCUCCAUCAUCAUUCUCCACACUGACGUCUUCAACAAGAACAACAAAAGAAAAAUGCAGAGGCCAGACUACAUCAAGAACUCGUCUUGUGAAGGUGUAUCGGCCGAUGUCCUGGGCUGCUUCUAUGACAACAUCGUAUACACCCCUUUUAUCCAUAUUGACGAUGAGGUUGACUUGAAAAACAUUACUUCGAAGAAAAGCAAGAGGACAGCUGUACUCAAGGGAUCAAUGAAUGAUCCCGCGAGAAAGGCGGCGAAAGAGCCCAUCGAUCCGUACACCUUGAUUUUCGAGGGUAAGCUCGACGCGCUUCGUCCCACUAUUCGAGACGUGAUGCAAUUGGAUGACCCCUACAACUACACCGGAACUGCGGCAACACUAGAUACUAAGAAUAUCUACAAGCUGUUUUCAAGGUACGGUGUAAUCCAGAUUGUGUCUUCCAGAUCAAGGCCGGAGGCUUUCAUGUCAGAAGCAGCCCAGGAAAACCCGCUCGGUACCUCAGUUGGAAUUGUAGAAAUGCCCGUGACCAAAGUUGGGAUCCUAUGGCGAAAGGACACGAAAAAGAAGAAGGCACGCUCGCCAUGGCAAGAAUGGGGUGCUGUGCUCACACGAUCGGGGUUGUCCUUGUUCCGCAAUUCUACAUGGACGAGAAGCUUAAUGAGCCAGCAUGAGCAACAUCUGAAACGCGGUGAAGCCGGCCCCGUAGUGUUCCAGCCAGCCCUGCCAGACUUCAAACAAGAUCACAUCAUACCGAUGGAUGGUGCUGUUGCACUGGUCGACAACACUUACAAGAAACAUAAGCAUGCUUUCGUCAUGUUUUCAAAAGCCGGGGAGGAAACGUUUUUAGCUGAUAGCGAGAAGGAUUUGAAUGAGUGGCUGGGUGUGCUGAACUAUACUGCCGCAUUCGAGACUCUUGGUGUUCGCUCCAGAGGCAUGAUUGGUGGCUUGUACGAAGGGCAGAGGAACCGGGGCAUGAGGCGUCUAGAGUCUUCGCAUUCAACCAGGACAAUACCGACAACCACUGGCGAGGUGACGGUCCAAAGCGGAAAGAUUGACAGCCAGUUUGCACAGCAAAUGAUGAACGCCCGGAAAGACCUCAUGCAGGUGCGCAUAUCCGAAUCCGAGGACAAGCUGACCUCGGCUAUCAAAGAGUUAGAAGCACGCUUGAGAGAUGCUAGACAUCUUCAGAUUCUUGCGCCUAUUCAGCCAAAGACGAGGGAGCUUAUUAUUCAUGCUGCAGGGCGCUUAUCAGCCAAGUUGAAAUGGACCCGUAUUGAGAUUUGGCGGAUGAAGUGUCACCGUGACAUCUUGGCCCAGGAACUCGAAGAUGAAAGGCAGGGGGGCAUCGACAGACAAGCACAGACCGAUCGAGCUUCAGAAGCCCAUCAGCCACAGAUUUCCCCUCAGCAAUCUCACCGAGGCUCCAAAGUCAAUAGUCUGGCAAGGUUGACUUCGAAAACCAGCUCACUUACCAGCGGAAACAAGCCAGCCCCAUUGUCUCCUGGCUUGUCGGGUCGGCCAGAGACCAAGUCCUCCAGGGAAACAGAAUUUGGUGGGGAUGAAGCGUUCAAGACACCGCCAGAAACAUCUCGGCAAUCCAGUCCUAAUGAUCCGUCUGCUCACUUCCAUAUAGCUCCAAUAUCAAUGAGCCCCACGACAUCGGACCGUCGAAGUUCAUUUGCAAGCUCUUCUGCACGAUCGCCGUCUUAUGUCGCUGGCCACCGGCCUUCUAUAUCGACCACAGGUGAUGGCACAGCGGAUUCGGAUUCGGAGUCUGACUCUGAGAACGGGUCGCAGUAUGCCACUCCACCCCCUGGCGAAGUGGAAGAGUUGGAUUCCAAACUACCCGAGGUAUCACCAACGGGCACAACUCGACCAGAGGCCGGCAUUGAACCCGACGGCGAACAAGCACUUGCCGCUUUGGCGGGCUCGCCUAGAUCACAUACUAGACAAAAAAGAAGCUUACACCGCACUCUUCGAGAGUCUCGUGGUAGCUCAUCACACCGUCGUGGUCACAAGAGCAGAGACUCUGCAUCUACGAUUGCCAGUGACACCACCGAAAGUGAGGGACUAGCGCGUGGCAAGGGCAGCUUUACUGUCCAUGGCAAAAAAGCAUCUGUCAUCCAGUUUGGUGCUGACUGGCAGAACAUGACAGCAGAAGAGCGACUGAAGACCAAGAAGCAGCUCCAAGAAGCAGCUGAGGCAGCAUCCGCCGAUGAAAGAGAUGGUAGUGUUGCUAGUGGUACUGCAGCAAUUCCAUGGUCUCCGGGAAGCGACAACAUCGACCCCUUCGCCGUUCGGAAGCUAUCGGCAGACACGACAAAGCAGCGACACGUCUCAUCUCAAACGAUAACCCCUGCGAACUUCCGUGAGGCAUUCAAGAUUGACGAAUCCGACUCGGACAGCGCAGCUUCAGACAUGAGUGAUAUCGCGGAAGAGUCGACGCCGAGUCAACGAGCGGCUGAUGAUAAGCAUGCCACAAAAGCCAACAGCCCCCUUGCUGAGCAUGUUGAGCGGCCCCCACAGAGUCCCAUGACCACUGCAGCUUAG
Messenger RNA from Bipolaris victoriae FI3, 4305 nucleotides. RefSeq lists its product as hypothetical. The transcript is spliced from 3 exons. Gene Ontology annotation, biological process: regulation of ARF protein signal transduction. The record is from RefSeq and is a predicted model, not a curated record. Bases 1 to 4305 code for a protein of 1434 amino acids. NCBI's taxonomy places the organism in Eukaryota, Fungi, Ascomycota, Dothideomycetes, Pleosporales, Pleosporaceae. Gene Ontology annotation, molecular function: guanyl-nucleotide exchange factor activity.